AUGUCACACAAGACGAGCAGUAGACGGGCAACAGAUCUGGAAUGUCCGCUGGCAUCGCUUGGCCGGAAUAGCAAUGCCGUGCGGGAUCAAUUGGCGGCGGCGCAUUACCAUCAUCCGCAUCCAUUGAGCUCCAGUCCGCUGGAUCCGCAGGCUUACAAAAUGUCACGAAAGUCGCCAAAUCUGAGCCUUAAUGUGAACGAUACCGUUGUCAGCGGAGAGCUCUAUCCACUUGACUCCCGCAGCUCCACGCCGCACAGUGAGCAGCAGACGCCGUCGACUGCGGCAGCGGCGGCGGCAGCGACAACGGCAGCUGUGUUGCAUAUGGUGCAGCAGAAGGCUGCCACAUUCGAGCUGCGUGGACGGCACACACGGCACGAGCAGUCCAUCUACGGCGCACACUCGACCGCAUCUGUGGGUCGCCAUGUCCAAUCAAAGAAAUCACCCGAACUACAGACGCUGCCGGCACCGGCGACCAGGACCACGGUGCCAGUGCCACAGCCACGUAACUUUCUAACAUUGGACUGGUUGCAUGGCAACAGUGCCGACACCGAAGAUUCCAGUGAUAACAAUGCUGGCGGAGGCGGAAACGGAGGCGGAGGCGCCGCCAAUGGCAGGCGACGAGCUCAAGUCCAAAGUGGACGCUGCAGUGUGCCCACGGUGCUCGGCAAUGGCAACAGUGCUCAGUAUCUGCUCGACAAGAAGAUGGAGUCACUGUAUCUGGGCAAUGCGUUGCGUGCUCUGCCACUUGGAGCCGAAGCGAGCCAGUACCAGAACGAGCGUUACUACCUGGAGGAUUACAGCAGCGGCAGUGGCAACGAACGUCUACCAGAGCGUCUGCAUCAUCCGCGUAACUCCAGUCCGAGCGAGACGAGUGGCUCGGAUCGGUACUUGUUGAAUCGCAGCACCAACUCGCCCGCCAAUGCCUUCCAGCUGGAUCAUCACCACACCAAAGUGCAAAGCCUCUCCGAUGGCCUGUGCAAUAUGGGUCGCUUUUCCCCCAGCUUGGACCAGGGUUACGCCACGCUGGUGUCGCCAUCGCCAACUGGUCAUCACUCCAGCAGCACGGGCGGAAUGGUGGUGACCAGCAGCAGCAACAAGAAUACCAACUCCGGCGUUGUCGUGGCCAGUAGUACACCCGCCACGACACCUCGUCGGGGAUUAACCAACAAUGCCAGCGUCACCGCCACCGCCAUUGGACCACCGCCCUGGAAUCGCAAGGGUCCUUACCGCUGCGGACCGUACUUUGAGCGCCUGCCCGACGAAGCCGUCGUACGCAUCUUCAGUUGGCUGGACAGCUGUGAGCUGUGCAACGUGGCGCGCGUCUGUCGCCGGUUCGAGCAACUGGCCUGGCGACCCGUCCUCUGGAAGUGCAUCACGCUGCGGGGCGAGCAUCUGAAUGGCGACAAGACGCUCAAGAUGAUAUUCCGGCAGCUGUGCGGUCAGAGCUGCAAUGGCGCCUGCCCGGAGGUGGAGCGUGUCAUGCUCGCCGAUGGCUGUCGCAUCUCUGACAAGGGACUCCAGCUGCUCACGCGUCGCUGUCCUGAGCUGACGCAUCUGCAGCUGCAGACUUGUGUGGAUGUGUCCAAUCAGGCGCUGGUCGAGGCGCUUACCAAGUGCAGUAAUCUGCAGCAUCUGGAUGUAACUGGUUGCAGCCAGGUGAGCAGCAUAAGUCCAAAUCCACAUAUGGAGCCACCGCGUCGUUUGUUACUGCAAUAUCUCGACCUGACCGAUUGCAUGGCCAUUGAUGACAUGGGCCUCAAGAUUGUGGUCAAGAACUGUCCACAGCUGGUGUAUUUGUAUCUGCGACGCUGCAUACAAAUUACUGAUGCGGGUCUAAAGUUCGUGCCCAGCUUUUGUGUGUCGCUCAAGGAGCUAAGCGUCUCGGAUUGCGUCAACAUCACCGACUUUGGCCUCUACGAGUUGGCCAAAUUGGGCGCCGCGUUGCGUUAUCUCUCCGUUGCCAAAUGCGAGCGAGUCUCGGAUGCGGGUCUCAAGGUCAUUGCCCGACGCUGCUACAAGCUGCGGUAUCUAAACGCGCGUGGCUGCGAGGCAGUUAGCGAUGAUUCCAUCACAGUCCUGGCACGCUCCUGUCCCCGAUUGCGUGCCCUGGACAUCGGCAAGUGCGAUGUGAGCGAUGCGGGUCUUCGUGCUCUGGCCGAAAGCUGUCCGAAUCUGAAGAAGCUCAGCCUGCGCAAUUGUGAUAUGAUUACGGAUCGAGGCGUUCAGUGCAUUGCCUACUACUGUCGUGGCCUCCAGCAGCUGAAUAUUCAGGACUGCCAGAUAUCCAUUGAGGGCUAUAGGGCGGUGAAAAAGUACUGCAAACGCUGCAUUAUCGAGCACACAAAUCCGGGAUUCUGUUGAGACGUCAAUCGAUCGAUUUAAGCAAAGAGGCAGGCCAUACGAUAUGAGCAAAGAUGUUCUAAACAAUACACAUACUUCACUUGUACAUAAUUACUUACUUAAGCAGCUUGUAAAUAUUGUUAAGCAUAGGUAGCAUAUAGAGCAUUUGAUAGAACCUAAGUAGUGCGCCUUCUAGACUAAUUCUUGCUUAAUAAAUUAUUUCUUAUAACCCCACGUAA
Molecule: messenger RNA, 2579 nt
Organism: Drosophila innubila
Lineage: Eukaryota; Metazoa; Arthropoda; Insecta; Diptera; Drosophilidae
Gene: Fbxl7
Product: F-box/LRR-repeat protein 7
Exons: 4
Coding region: 1-2361 (786 amino acids)
Biological process (GO): SCF-dependent proteasomal ubiquitin-dependent protein catabolic process
Cellular component (GO): SCF ubiquitin ligase complex
Molecular function (GO): protein binding
Source: RefSeq, a predicted model, not a curated record